CUGAGAGUUUAUGACGUAUAUCUUUAGCGCUUUGACGUUUGCAGGAAAUGUCAGUCGAAUGUUUUGGUUAUACGCCAGCCGUAGAUUUUGAAAAGAAGGGGAAGGAUCUUGUUUUGUUAAUAGCGCCCACUCGUGAACGCCUAAGGCUGUUCAGUUAAUUAGAUUUUGGGCUCUGAGAUGCCUCAAGAGGUCGCAAUCUCCUAAGCACGGGUGAAUCUCAAUGGCAUAUUUCAAACAGGAAUCCUCAGAAAACAUUUUUGAGACAUGGGCUAACUGGUGCUGAUAAAGUGUAUAAAUCCAUAAUCCCAUGUCUCUUUGCACGUAAACAAAAUACUUCAAGAUGGUAACUCUGGAGAGUUGCAAAAUAUUGGCAGAUAUUUAAAAUAAAGGUCCUAACAAUUCCAUUUAUAAUGUCAAUCAGUUUGGAUGAUGUGCCAAAUGAGAUACUACUGGAAAUAUUUUCACGAUGCUCAGUGGAAGAUCUGGUGCUGAACAUACAGCAUGUGAACUCACGCUGGAGGUCUCUGGCUAGACACCCAAAUCUCUGGCAGAACCUUGCAUUUUUUCCUGAAAGGAGUACAUCUGUUAAAAAAAUUGUAACAGUUCUAAGAGCUGCCCCAUACUUGCAUUCAGUUAUUUUGGUAGCUAAUGUUGAACAUUCUGUCAUUGAAACACUGUGUGAAUGUUGCCCUAAAAUAAAAAGCCUUCAGUUUUAUGAUACAAGACCAGUAACAGUGGUUAUGCUGAAAAUGUUGUUGGCUUCUCUGCCGAAUAUUGAAUACCUGACAUUAAGAAGCAUGGAUAUUGAUUCAGAAGAUUUUGGUUACAUACUAAGUAAGUUUGAUAAAGUUCGGUAUUUAUCAUUGCUGCAUACAUUCUAUACUGGUUCAACUUUAAUGCGCCAUUUAGCAGAUGGCUGUAAGUCAUUAGAGUAUUUGCGACUGGAUGGAAUUGAAGUAAGAGAUGAUAGCAUACUGUAUUUUAUUGCAAAAAAGGGGAGUCAGUUGAAAGGACUUGUGCUAGAUGGUUAUGGGUUUGGAUUUACUGCUACUUCUCUUACACCAAUCAAAAUUUGUCAGAAGCUAAUAAAACUAAGGUUUUAUGACUGUUCACAGUUGACUGAGGAGUGUUUCCAAAAUAUUGUGCUCUUACCAGAACUGCAAAUUUUACAAAUACCAAAUGCAUCUCAUAUAUCGCCUUCCGCUAUAAAAUGGACUUUUCGGCGAAUACAUUAUCCAAGAAUUGUUGAGAUUGACUUGACAAACAGCAGACUUGAUGAUAGUUGUGCUGAAAUUCUGUCUCAGAGUUGUCGUAACCUUCAGAGAUUGUGUGUAGCCAUGUGCAAAAGUUUGACAGAUGAAGGCUUGAAGUUCAUCUGUAGGUGUCAUAAACUGCAGCAACUUAAUGUCAAAGGUUGUAAUAUUACUGAUGAGGGAAUGCAGUACUUACCACAGUUGCCAAGACUGAAACAUUUGAAUAUUUCUAGAAAUGAUAUUACAGAUGAAGGUAUAAAUUAUGUUCUCAAUUGUAAACAACUUGUUAUACUGAAACUCAAUAACUGUUCUGUGAGUUACACAAGUAUUUUAAAUUUAUCUUCACAUCUUAAUGAGCUCAUGUAUCUGAGCAUUUUGAAUAAUGCUCAUGAAAUGGAUUUUGGUUCACUAGAAAAAAUUCAAAGUCAGAAGAACUCUAAGUUGAAAAUACACAUGUCGUACAGUUAAUUGUGAAAUAAUAUGAGUUAAUUAAUGUGACUGCUUGUGAAUUUUUCAUUACCAGUUCAUUUACCUCAAAUGUGAUUGAGAAGUUUGUAUCAAGAUUUGUAAUUGGAAAGUACUCAGAAAGAAGAGCUUUAGCAGCUUCACUGUGAUAACUAAAUAUUUACAAUGCCAUGUUCAUGUGAUUGAAAACUGCCCCAGUUUUUUUAUUGUUAUUGUGAAAAGGAAGCAGAGGAGGCUGCUUACGUGACGUACAAACUGCUUGGAGGACAAUAAUAUGAGAGUCAAAAAGUAAGAUUGAUUUCUUCAUAUGAAAUCUGAGACUUUUUGUAGCAGGCAUAAUUUUGUCAACUGAGUACGAAAUUAUUUGUGAAUGUUACCAUAAAGGAAGACAACAAAUGUGCGUUCUUGACAGCCUACCAAACAUGCACUUCUCUUUUACAAAUAUGAGUUGUAAAAUCAUCUAGUGAAGUUGUUUGUAUUUCUUGUUGAGCAUAGUGGUGAACAAAUAACAUAUUCAUAAUAUGUAUCAGAAAGAUGAAACAAAUCGCUAAUGAAAGUAUAUAUUUAUACCAUCA
Molecule: messenger RNA, 2293 nt
Organism: Schistocerca piceifrons (Central American locust)
Lineage: Eukaryota; Metazoa; Arthropoda; Insecta; Orthoptera; Acrididae
Product: dynein regulatory complex subunit 6-like
Exons: 3
Coding region: 411-1721 (436 amino acids)
Molecular function (GO): protein binding
Source: RefSeq, a predicted model, not a curated record